UGUUUCAUUCUAAGUCAUUCCUAUCUAUUCUCCAUGAUUUUUUCAUUGUGAAAACUGGUGAAAAUUCGUCUGCAGCUGCUAAAUUUCGUGUUUAUAAAAAGUAAAAUUUAUCGGUGUAAAACACAGAAAAUACUGUUAAAAGUAUUUGAAAUAUCUUCAUUUUACAAAGGACAAUGUCCAAGGAGGAAGUAAAAGCUGAUGUGAUGGAAGCUAACGACAAUUCGAAUGAAACCACUUCGGAGGCCACUACAUCUUCUGCCGAGAAAGAGGUCGACUUUGACAACAAGAUCGAAAAUGAUAGAGGAAAACGAUUUGAUUUCUUGCUGAAACAGACGGAAAUUUUUACCCAUUUCAUGACCAAUAGUAAUAAAAGUCCAACCAAACCUAAAGGUCGGCCUAAAAAGAAUAAAGAUAAAGAAAAGGAAAAGGAUGGAAAUGCAGAUCAUCGUCACCGUAAGACGGAACAGGAAGAAGAUGAAGAGUUGUUGGCUGAAGAUACGCAGUCGAAAGAAUUAUUUCGUUUUGAAAGCUCACCAAGUUACAUUAAAAAUGGUGAAUUGCGUGAUUAUCAGGUGCGUGGCUUAAACUGGAUGAUAUCUCUAUAUGAAAACGGUAUAAAUGGUAUUUUGGCCGACGAGAUGGGUUUGGGCAAGACUUUACAAACAAUUUCACUACUUGGUUAUCUUAAGCACUUCAAAAACCAAGCUGGCCCACAUAUUGUGGUUGUGCCCAAAUCGACUUUACAAAAUUGGGUGAACGAAUUCAAAAAGUGGUGUCCGUCAUUGCGUGCUGUAUGCCUGAUUGGUGAUCAAGAUGCACGUAAUACAUUCAUACGUGAUGUACUUUUGCCAGGAGAAUGGGAUGUUUGUGUCACUUCUUACGAAAUGUGUAUACGUGAAAAGUCUGUUUUUAAGAAAUUCAAUUGGCGCUAUAUGGUUAUUGACGAAGCACAUCGUAUUAAAAAUGAAAAAUCAAAACUUUCAGAAAUUUUACGUGAAUUCAAAACAGCUAAUCGUUUGUUAAUUACCGGCACACCGUUGCAGAAUAAUUUGCAUGAAUUGUGGGCAUUGCUAAAUUUCCUGCUACCAGAUGUAUUUAACUCUUCUGAAGAUUUUGAUGAAUGGUUCAAUACGAAUACUUGUCUCGGUGAUGAUGCGUUAAUAACGCGUUUGCAUGCUGUAUUGAAACCAUUCUUGUUGCGCCGUCUAAAAGCUGAGGUAGAGAAACGUCUCAAACCGAAAAAGGAAAUUAAAAUAUUUGUCGGCCUCUCCAAGAUGCAACGUGAAUGGUAUACAAAAGUACUAAUGAAAGAUAUUGACGUUGUAAAUGGCGCCGGUAAAUUGGAAAAGAUGCGUUUACAAAAUAUUUUAAUGCAAUUGCGUAAAUGCACCAAUCACCCGUAUUUGUUUGAUGGCGCCGAACCAGGUCCACCAUAUACCACUGACACACAUUUAGUGUAUAAUUCUGGCAAAAUGGUUAUAUUAGACAAAUUGCUGCCUAAAUUGCAGGCGCAAGGUUCACGUGUACUUAUAUUUUCACAAAUGACGCGCAUGUUGGAUAUACUGGAAGAUUAUUGUCUGUGGCGCAACUAUCAGUAUUGUCGUUUGGAUGGUCAAACACCGCACGAGGAUCGUAAUCGUCAAAUACAAGAAUACAACAUGGAUAAUAGCUCCAAAUUUAUUUUCAUGCUUUCCACACGCGCCGGUGGUUUAGGUAUUAAUUUAGCUACAGCUGAUGUGGUAAUCAUUUAUGACUCUGAUUGGAAUCCCCAAAUGGAUUUGCAGGCCAUGGAUCGUGCACAUCGUAUCGGUCAGAAGAAACAAGUGCGCGUUUUCCGUUUUAUCACCGAAAAUACUGUGGAGGAAAAGAUUGUGGAGCGGGCGGAAGUAAAAUUGCGUUUGGAUAAAUUGGUUAUACAACAAGGCCGCUUGGUGGAUAAUCGUUCUGCACACUUGAACAAAGACGAAAUGUUGAACAUCAUUCGUUUCGGUGCCAAUCAUGUUUUCGCUUCUAAAGACUCUGAGCUAACCGAUGAAGAUAUUGAUACCAUCUUGGAACGUGGCGAGGCGAAGACUGCCGAAGAAAAGGCCAAAUUGGAUGAGCUAGGUGAAAGUUCUCUGCGCACAUUUACUGUUGACACCGGUGGCGGUGAAGGUGGUUCCACAUCUGUAUACCAGUUUGAAGGUGAAGAUUAUCGUGAAAAACAGAAAUUAAAUGCUCUAGGUAACUGGAUUGAACCACCGAAACGAGAACGCAAAGCUAAUUAUGCCGUCGAUGCAUAUUUCCGUGAGGCUUUGCGUGUUUCCGAACCAAAGGCGCCCAAAGCGCCACGUCCGCCGAAACAGCCAAUAGUGCAAGACUUUCAAUUCUUUCCGCCUCGUCUCUUUGAGUUGCUCGAUCAGGAGAUUUACUAUUUCCGUAAGACAGUAGGUUAUAAAGUGCCGAAAAAUCCCGAAUUAGGUUCGGAGGCAACCAAAAUGCAACGAGAAGAACAACGUAAAAUCGACGAAGCUGAGCCGCUCUCAGAAGAAGAGAUUGCCGAGAAGGAAUCACUGCUAACGCAAGGUUUCACCACUUGGACCAAACGUGAUUUCAAUCAGUUUAUCAAAGCAAAUGAAAAAUAUGGUCGCGAUGACAUUGAAAACAUUGCUAAAGAUGUCGAGGGCAAAACACCGGAGGAGGUAAUUGAAUACAAUGCGGUGUUUUGGGAGCGUUGUCACGAACUGCAAGACAUCGAGAGAAUUAUGGGCCAAAUUGAGCGUGGCGAGGCGAAGAUACAACGAAGAUUAUCAAUUAAAAAGGCACUUGAUCAAAAGAUGUCGCGUUAUCGUGCACCAUUCCACCAACUACGCUUGCAAUAUGGCAACAAUAAGGGCAAGAAUUAUGUUGAGCGCGAAGAUCGCUUCCUGGUUUGCAUGCUACACAAGUUGGGCUUUGACAAAGAAAAUGUCUACGAGGAAUUACGUGAUGCCAUACGUUCAUCACCCGAAUUCCGUUUCGAUUGGUUUAUUAAGUCGCGUACAGCGUUAGAGUUACAGCGUCGUUGCAACACACUUAUCACACUCAUUGAGCGUGAAAAUAUUGAACUUGAAGAAAAAGAGCGUCAAGAGAAAAAGAAGAAAGCCGCCAAAAACUCGACUGGUGCUAGUACAACCAGUGCACCACCGGCAAAGGCGAAUCAAAAACGCAAAUCUGAGUCGUUACCGGUAGAGAAGAAUGCUAAGAAGAAGAAAAAGUAAAUCUCGAGUAUCAACAUGACGUAAAUCAAUACCUUAUGCAUUAGUCGUUAACAUUUCAUCGCUCUAUGCGCAUACAUACAUAUAAGAGCAAUAUUAAUAUUGUAUUUUACCAUUAUUAUUGCGUAUUCUAUUGCGCGUACUUUUUAAUGCUUAAUACAAAAAAAAAAUGCGUAAAAAUUGCGAAAACGAUAAUAGUAUACUACACAGCAGCAGCAGCAAACUACUAGUUAUCGUAUAUAUACUCAAAUAUACUAAUUAAAAUCCAUUAUUUUAAGUAAAAUUACAUUUUUAUGCUACAUAAAUAUUAUAAAAUUAAUAUACUUAUUUUAUAUAUUUAUUUUUUUAUGCUGCAGAAAAAUAUCAUCGAUUCCAUCACUAUAGAUUUAAAAUUGCUAAAAAAAAGUAGCUUCAUUUUAACUUGACUUGUUCACACCUACAUACUUUUAUUUAAUUUUCCUUAAGCGUACACACAAUAUCUUAAAUAUAUAAAACUAUACAGAUUGUCCAGCA
Ceratitis capitata (Mediterranean fruit fly) is the source of this 3749-nucleotide messenger RNA. It is a transcript of the gene Iswi, whose product is annotated as chromatin-remodeling complex ATPase chain Iswi. The transcript has 7 exons. Gene Ontology annotation, biological process: regulation of transcription by RNA polymerase II; nucleosome organization. The coding region runs from base 174 to 3239 and encodes 1021 amino acids. The record is from RefSeq and is a predicted model, not a curated record. Gene Ontology annotation, cellular component: nucleus; chromatin. Lineage: Eukaryota; Metazoa; Arthropoda; Insecta; Diptera; Tephritidae. Gene Ontology annotation, molecular function: ATP binding; DNA binding; ATP hydrolysis activity.